AUCGUCAUCAUAUUCGGCGUCUCUCCGGUCUCACACCUCACCGUAUUUGCAAUCUCCUCUUGCUUCUUCCCUUCCGGCAUCGGAGAAUCAUAAUUUGCUUCUUGCGUCGUCGUCGAGUGGAUUUGCUGGAGCAUUACACGGAUCUUCUGUAUAAAUAUGGAUCCUCGUCAAUUCGAACACAUCGUUGUCGAUGAUAAUGAUAUUCACAGCAUUGUAAUGUCAUACCUUCUGCACAACUGCUUCAACGAAACUGCGGACUCACUUGCUUCUUGUACUGCAACAAAGCAACCCGCAAUUGAUCGUGAUAAUAUGGAGAGAAGAAAACAAAUAAUACAUUCUAUACUGGAGAAGAAGGCGUUGAAGGCUGUUGAACUAACUGAACAACUAGCACAAGACUUGCUUGAGAAAAACAAGGAUUUGCACUUCGAUCUUCUAUGCCUUCAUUUUGUGGAGCUAGUCUGUGCUGGGAAGUGCACCGAAGCUCUUGAAUUUGCCCAGACAAGAUUGGCUCCUUUUGGGAAGGUUCAGAAAUACAUACAUAAGCUUGAAGACGCGAUGGCUUUGCUGGCUUAUGAAGACCAUGAGAAAUCCCCAAUGUUCCAUCUUUUGAGCUAUGAACACCGUCAACAAGUUGCCGAUAAUCUGAACCGCACCAUUCUUGAACACGCAAACAAUCCAAGCUACACACCAAUGGAAAGGCUCUUACAACAGGUGACAGUUGCGAGACAAUACUUGACCGAGGAGAAUGGCAAAGAUGCGUUUCCUCCAUUCUCUUUGAAGGAUUCUCUCAGAGGCUAAGAUCGCAGGACCGACUCCAAAGUUUGGUAGGAGGAGGAUAUGCUAAGCACUGUCAUGUAUAUACGAAAAGGCUUGCCUCUCAAUUUCAUCUCCAUUGUUUUUAUUGCUGUCUUCAACUCCGGCAAACAUGGAGAAAUGGUUAGUCUUCCAUGGCCACAGAAGGGGUUUUGGUUUUGCUGUUGCAGGAGAUAAAUGUUGUUAAAGACCGGGUUCUGUUUGCUUUGGUUCAGUUCGGUUCUCUACUAGAAGAUUAUUUCCUUUACGUUAUGAGUUUAGUCGAUAAAUCUGUAAUCCAUGUCCUUUGGAAAACUCCUUUUCUCUUUGUAAUUAUCGUUUAUGUUUUGAUAUAAAACCCAUAAAUCCAAGA
This is a messenger RNA of Eutrema salsugineum, 1165 nucleotides long. Its product is annotated as glucose-induced degradation protein 8 homolog. Gene Ontology annotation, cellular component: cytoplasm. Bases 157 to 798 code for a protein of 213 amino acids. The record is from RefSeq and is a predicted model, not a curated record. Lineage: Eukaryota; Viridiplantae; Streptophyta; Magnoliopsida; Brassicales; Brassicaceae. Gene Ontology annotation, molecular function: protein binding. Gene Ontology annotation, biological process: cytoskeleton organization; cell surface receptor signaling pathway. The transcript has 7 exons.